Molecule: messenger RNA, 1602 nt
Organism: Scutellospora calospora
Lineage: Eukaryota; Fungi; Glomeromycota; Glomeromycetes; Diversisporales; Gigasporaceae
Source: the annotation of a GenBank genome assembly
ACAAAAGAUGAUUUUACUUACGACAGCUGUAAAGAACAUUUUGCGAUAUCAAAAUUCUUGGAAAACCUUAACUCCGAUACUACUGAUCAUCAAUGGGUUAUCGCGGGUGAAAAUAUUUCAGUAAAGGAGUACGUCUCUGGUGGGCUUCAUACUACAACCAAACAACAAAUAUUCCUUUUAAACCUUUACUUUUUCCAAACAACUUCCAUUAAGCAACAAGUACGAUCAGAAGAAGUUAAAAAAUUCUGGCUUGAUAUUGAUCUGGAAAAGGCUGAGUCUGAACGGAAAUUAGCAGUGAUUAUUCUGGAGCAGAAGGAAAUUGAGUUAAAACAAAAAGAAAUUGAUAUAAAAUUAUCCCAAGCUGAAUUCGUAAUAGAACAUUCUAAGGCAGGGAAUAAAGGACACAGUUUAUUAAAUGAUCAAAAAUUAAAAUAUGUUGAAAACCUUGGUAACGAUAAAGAAACAGAAUUGGAAGAGAAACCUUCUAUGAAGAAAUCAGCAAAGAGAAAGCCUGUAUGUUCUAAUGGUAAUUUGACCGAGACCGAGGACAAUGAAUACUUUCCUGAUGACGAUAACAAUGAUCUUGAUCCAGAGUCUUUCAACUCCACAUUAGAUCGUAAUAAUAAGAAGGCAAUCCACGACACCAUCUCCGAGACCAACGAGGCAGAUAUUAUCAUAACUCCACUAAAACCCGUUCUUUCCAAAAAAUCAGCUCAAUAUUUACGCGAUCAUAUAGAAAUAAAAACAAAUGAUCGAUAUGCAAUUAUAAAAACAGAGGAGGAUUCUAUACAAAUUCCGGGUAUCAUUUAUGACUGGCUUGUCAGAACACUUUCGACCAAUAAAGAAGAAUUUAAAACCGCUAUUAUGGCUCCAUUCAAACCUGAAGAAUUUAAAGAUCUAUAUCGUUUUCGACUUGUAUGUGAAAUGGUUCUGUGCGAUUUUUACUAUAUGACACAACAGGGUAGAUUGGAACGCAAUAUAGGCGAAAGAACCUAUACUGCAGAACGCAUUGUACCACUUUUCAAAGCAUUACAAUCGACAUACUGUGAAUAUAAGUUUCACUGGAUAGAGAUCCAAGUAAACAGUAUUAAGGAAAUGCAGAAAGCAUUUCCGAAUUUUGAUUUAAUUAUUAACAAAGCCGAUGGUAUUGGCAUAAAGGUCUCAAGUAAUCAUGUGGUAAUAUUUAUUGAGGUAUCCGGUGGCCCCAGUAAUCCUGAUAAGAACCAUAUAAAAGAUGACGCAGAGAAACUUUUAAAAGAAGCAACAUUCGGAUUAGUUUUAAUACUUAGAAAUUAUUUAGAUAAAUCUGCUGAAAUGGCAAAGAACGUGAAAGUUUAUACUAUACAAUGUAUUGGAGACAGAAUAACACUAUGCGACUUUUCGCUUAUUGAAAAAUAUCGUUAUAAAACUGCACAAAUUAAAUCUGCCCGAUUGCCAUUUUCUUUUGUUGAAGUCGCCGACUAUUUGGAGGAUGGACUUGAAAAUCAAACAAAAGAACUACACAAACUAAGAUUAUCUCCUAAUAAUUGUGUACCCAAAGUUAGAGACUGGCUUUGGGUCCCGGACACGAAAGCAACAUGGAUGGGCGGAUCGAUGACAUAA